This is a messenger RNA of Parastagonospora nodorum SN15, 948 nucleotides long. RefSeq lists its product as hypothetical. The record is from RefSeq and is a predicted model, not a curated record. NCBI's taxonomy places the organism in Eukaryota, Fungi, Ascomycota, Dothideomycetes, Pleosporales, Phaeosphaeriaceae. Gene Ontology annotation, cellular component: mitochondrial matrix. Gene Ontology annotation, biological process: cytosolic ribosome assembly. The coding region runs from base 1 to 948 and encodes 315 amino acids. The transcript has 4 exons.
AUGCUUGGUCUACGGAAUCUCGCCCGCAGCGCACCGCGCUCGGCUGCCCGUCUCUCCACCAAAGCCAUCCGCCCGCAGUCUUCGGUAUUCCGCCAGACGGCCGCUUUCCAGCCAUCAUGGGCUUCCGUUCCUAGACUCACAGCUUCUUUCCACGUCUCGGCAAGGAGACAAGAAAGCGGAGCUGUCAGCGAUGAGCUUGUCGCAAAGCUGCAGAGCGAGAUCUCCAUGGAGGAGGACAUGAAGGAGGACGACGACCUGUCGGCAAACAUCAAGGAGUACCUCGAGAACAGCCCCUUUGAGAUCGAAGACAAGGCCGGCAACCAGGAAGUCGUCCUGACCCGAACCUUUGGCGACGAGAAGAUCCGUCUCACCUUCACCACCGCGGACCUGAACAACAACGUUCCCAACGAGGAAAUGGGCGAGGAUGCUGCCUACGACGACGCCGACAUGGACGUCCAGUCAGGUGGGGCAAACACCAAGGGUGCCGUCAGCCAGGGCAAGACAGCAGACGGAAACGUCCGAGUCGCACCCGAGGGCAAUGUUUCGCCCGCCGACCGCGAGGAGCUGGAGGACGACUUCGAGGACGACGGCCAGCAGCAGGGCUUCCCCGCCCACGCCAGCAUUCGCAUCGAGCGACCUGGCAAGGGUGCCCUCGCUAUUGAGGCAACUGCACAGGACGGUGACUUCCUCAUCGAGGACCUCUACUACUUCCCCUCCGCCGACCUCGCCGACCCGCAGACCGCUGAGCAGGACUGGUCAAGGCGGACCCUCUACACUGGCCCUCCCUUCAACAACCUGGACGAGGACCUGCAGAUCCUGCUCGAGAAGUACCUCGAGGAGCGCGGCAUCAACACCCGUCUGGCUCUCUUCAUCCCCGACUACAUUGACCACAAGGAGCAGAAGGAGUACAUCAGGUGGUUGAACAACGUCAGGAAGUUUGUCGAGUAA